GCUGGGACUUAAAAUACAGAAAUUUCUCCCCUUGCCGGUGGCUUGUUACAGCAUUGUUUUAAUUCUGCUAUAACAAUGUUAAGGAAACUAACUAAAUUAUCGACUUUAAAAGUGCGGAACGAGUUGCGACCUCUUGCCUCGUUGGCACAAAGCUCGCAAAAUAUUUUUGACCGUAACGCAAAGCGUUUGCAAAAGGAACGAGCCGCUCUCAGCGAAGAUGUAGGACUUUAUGAUUAUCUCAAGGAGGAGGUGGGCUUCCGCCUGGCGGAUCGAGUAUUUGACAUUAAACGUGAGUUCAAGGCGGCGGCGGAUAUUGGAUGCAGCCGCGGCUACCUCUCCAAGCACAUUCUGGCGGAGAGCGUGGAGCACCUGACGCUGACGGACACCAGUGCCGCCAUGCUGCAGCAGGCCCAGGGCACUCCAGGCCUCAAAAUGAUAAAGCUGGUCAAGGAUGAGGAGGAUUUGGACUUUGAGGAGAACUCACUGGAUCUGGUCAUAUCCAGCCUCAGUCUGCACUGGGUGAACGACUUGCCCGGUUGCUUUGCCAAGAUCAAGCGCAGUCUGAAGCCGGACGGCGUCUUCAUAGCGUCCAUGUUUGGCGGGGAUACACUGUACGAGCUGCGCUCCUCCCUUCAACUGGCGGAACUUGAGCGUAAGGGAGGCAUUUCUCCGCACAUAUCACCCUUCACCCAGAUCCGGGAUAUUGGCUCUCUGCUUAAUCGCGCCGGCUUCACCAUGCUCACCAUAGACACCGACGAGCUGGUCAUUGGAUAUCCCAGCAUGUUUGAGUUGAUGUGGGAUCUCAAGGGAAUGGCGGAGAACAAUGCGGCGUUCAAUCGACCGGCACAUCUCAGUCGGGAGACAAUGCUGGCGGCCAGUGCCAUCUACCAGGAGAUGUAUGCCAAGGCAGGCGAGAAGGGUAUACCGGCGACAUUUCAAAUUAUUUACUUUGUGGGUUGGAAGCCUGGUCCUAACCAACCGCAGCCCCUGGAAAGGGGUUCGGCUGAAGUAUCGCUCAAGGAUCUGGGCACAAUAAUCGAAAAGGGCGGGAAGCUAGACACCAAGGCGGGGGAUUAAGUGUUGACAGUUUUUUUAGUUUUUAUUUCGUGAAACGCAAUUGAACAUAA
Drosophila serrata is the source of this 1127-nucleotide messenger RNA. RefSeq names its product arginine-hydroxylase NDUFAF5, mitochondrial. NCBI's taxonomy places the organism in Eukaryota, Metazoa, Arthropoda, Insecta, Diptera, Drosophilidae. Gene Ontology annotation, cellular component: mitochondrion. Gene Ontology annotation, molecular function: S-adenosylmethionine-dependent methyltransferase activity. Gene Ontology annotation, biological process: mitochondrial respiratory chain complex I assembly. The record is from RefSeq and is a predicted model, not a curated record.